This is a messenger RNA of Botrytis cinerea B05.10, 1333 nucleotides long. RefSeq lists its product as hypothetical. Bases 219 to 1298 code for a protein of 359 amino acids. Lineage: Eukaryota; Fungi; Ascomycota; Leotiomycetes; Helotiales; Sclerotiniaceae. The record is from RefSeq and is a predicted model, not a curated record. The transcript has a single exon.
GAACGAAUUAUUUACUAGUGUAUGUAAAUGAUACAGUCGAGCUGUAACGCAAAAUUAUAUCAGUAGAAAUUUUGGUCGUUCUCUCAAUCCUCUAUUCUUCAUCUUUUCUUCACACUAAAGCGAUUCAACGAAGUUUUUCAUAUCAAUUCUUGUUGUUUACCAGCAAUUUACCUGCUACAAUACAACUUCUCGAAGCUUUCUCGUUCUCUCAUUUCACAAUGAGUCCUGAUCUUCCACCCAACGCUGCAUGGGCAGCUAAUGCUUUUGCUCCAGGAAAGAAGAAGUCCACCAUGUCUACUACCACCAAGAACGGACAUUCUCCUUUCGGCACUCCAGCUCCAGUCCUCCCUCCUCCCGCCAAUCUUCCUCCAGCGGUCGCUCCACCAAAACGCAAUAAUGGCACCCCAUUCUCAAUGGCAGGUAGCCAAUUUAGCCAACCAGCAACCUCUUCUCUGGCAUCAACUCCUCCCGCUAAUCCUCCUCCAGCAGUCGCUCCACCAAAACGCAAUAAUGGCACCCCAUUCUCAAUGGCAGGUAGCCAAUUUAGCCAACCACCAACCUCCUCUCCGGCACCAGCUCCUCACCUUCCACCACCAUACGUUCCAUCAUCCUUUCUUCCAACAACAGCGGCGGCUGCUCCAAUUCCAUACGGAAAUCUUCCUCCUUAUACCCCGUCUACCAACCCAUCUGCCCUCGUACCAGCUUUCCCGCCUUUCCUUCCCCAGGUCUCUUCGGCACCAGUAUCAGCGCCAGCUUUCUCGGCUUCUUCUCCGUUGACCUCUCUUCCGCCUCCACAAAUGCCUUCCGCUGUCGCACCCCCAGCGGCAGCGGUAAUGUUUGGCUCGACCCCUUUCUCCUUCUCCUUCGCUACUCCCGUACCAGCAACAGCGCCAGCACCGAAUCCUGUCGCUUCGAACCUCUUCUCUUCUGUUUUUGGCCAACCCGCGCUGCCAUCAUCUGUACCUUCGCCAAUGCCUCUUCCUCCUUCCUCCCUUCCUUUUUAUGCGCAGCAACAACCUCCCUCGCCGUUUUUCUCACCGAUUUCGGCUCCUGUUCAGUUUUGUCCUCAUCGACCCGCUGCUUCAUUGCCCGCUGAGCCUGCCUCUCCUGAACUUCUCUUUGAUUCGGAGAACCAGAGAAUCACAGAAGAAAUGGAUUGUAAGUGCCUGACGUCUCCCUCAAACCCAUUUCGGAAACUAGCUCCCUCAGUGCGAUUCUUUUGGGAAGGUGCAGUCGAGUGUUCCCUUGCGACUUUGUGGCCUCGAUUGCGACUCGCCCUUAUUAAAGUCAGAGUGUGACGAUCGGAAGCCAAAUUAGCCAAUAUUGAUGACUA